Messenger RNA from Asparagus officinalis (garden asparagus), 1425 nucleotides. Its product is annotated as probable aquaporin PIP2-3. The transcript is spliced from 3 exons. Gene Ontology annotation, biological process: transmembrane transport. The record is from RefSeq and is a predicted model, not a curated record. The coding region runs from base 173 to 1030 and encodes 285 amino acids. NCBI's taxonomy places the organism in Eukaryota, Viridiplantae, Streptophyta, Magnoliopsida, Asparagales, Asparagaceae. Gene Ontology annotation, cellular component: plasma membrane. Gene Ontology annotation, molecular function: water channel activity.
UCACGCUCACGGACAAAUAAAGUUGGCCUGCCCCCAAAGCUCCUAUAAAUUUGGCGGUCACUCCCUCAAUCUCUCCUCACCAGUUACCUAAAAGAUCCUCAACUCAAGCAACCGCGCGUUACUCGCAGAAGCCCUACUACUACUAAUUAAUAUACAUAGAGAGAUCGAACUAAUGGGGAAGGGGGACGUGGAAGCAGGCCGUGACUACACCGCGAAGGACUACAUCGACCCACCCCCAUCCCCUCUCUUCGACGCCGACGAGCUCACAAAGUGGUCCCUCUACCGCGCAGUCAUUGCAGAGUUCGUGGCCACGCUCCUCUUCCUCUACAUAACCGUGGCCACGGUCAUCGGUUACAAGCACCAGUCCGACCCCGGCCUCGGCGCCGACGCCUCCUGCAGCGGCGUAGGCAUCCUCGGCAUCGCCUGGGCGUUCGGUGGAAUGAUCUUCAUCCUGGUCUACUGCACCGCGGGGAUCUCCGGGGGCCACAUUAACCCCGCGGUCACUUUCGGUCUGUUCCUGGCUCGGAAAGUGUCGCUGGUUCGGGCGGUUCUGUACAUGAUUGCGCAGUGUGCGGGCGCCAUCUGUGGGGUUGGGCUCGUCAAGGCGUUCCAGAGCUCCUUCUACGCGCAGUACGGGGGCGGAGCUAACGAGUUGAGUGAUGGCUACUCAAAGGGAACUGGGCUCGCCGCUGAGAUUAUUGGCACCUUCGUUUUGGUCUACACCGUUUUCUCGGCGACUGAUCCCAAGAGGAACGCGCGUGACUCCCACGUGCCGGUUUUGGCUCCGCUGCCGAUUGGGUUUGCGGUGUUUAUGGUGCACUUGGCCACGAUCCCGAUCACUGGGACGGGGAUCAACCCCGCUAGGAGCCUGGGAGCCGCUGUCAUCUACAACGAGGACAAAGCUUGGCAUGAUCAGUGGAUAUUCUGGGUUGGGCCCAUGAUUGGUGCUGCAAUUGCUGCGGCUUAUCACCAAGUAGUGCUGAGAGCAGGGGCUGUCAAGGCCCUGGGAUCGUCCAGAAGCCUCCCUUGAUAUCAAACCGAUCAACGCGCCCCCCGCCUCGCAUGUGAUGUAUCGUCUUGCGCCGGGUGGUAAUCAGAAAAGAAUUGGAGAUCACGUCUGAUCUGUAUCUUAAUUUCUGGCUCGUUCUCGUAUUUAGUCAAGUUCCCCUGCUUCAGUACUACUAGCAUCAACUCGUGUGAUCCGUUUGCCUUUCUGGUUUUUUUUUUAAAAAAAAGCAAAGGCUGCAGCAGAUCCAUCCGUACGUGUCUUUUGGAGAACUACACCGUUGUUACGCCUUUUAAUUUAAGUAUUAUCAUCAUCUCUCUCUACGGAUGUACUCCACCCAAUAACCGAUAAUGUAAUGAAUAUUAUUAGCGGAUGUUAUGUGUUUUCACUUUUAAAUGGAGGAACCAAGUCUUGUACCA